Molecule: messenger RNA, 2720 nt
Organism: Cylicocyclus nassatus
Lineage: Eukaryota; Metazoa; Nematoda; Chromadorea; Rhabditida; Strongylidae
Source: the annotation of a GenBank genome assembly
AGGCAUGCUUCUGUCGAAGAUGUUUCGCCAGCUUGGGGCUACCGUUGGGACAAGGCCUCUCACAUUCUUCAUCGCCAGUGUAGUUUUAUUCAUUAUUUCUGUUCUGAUACUACUAGCUUUACCGCCUGAGAUGCGAUUAAGUUUUGAUAGAGGCUACACAACAUCUGAUGCGCCGUCAAUACGAGAACUUCGAACUCAGAUAGAAUUCUUUGGCUCAAAGGGCAAACCAUGGUACAUGGCGCUAUUCGCCGAGCCGCGAGAUAUGGAAAAGGGCUCAAUGAUUGAAUCGAAAGAAUUUGACGAGUUUAAAGACUUCUAUAAGAGCGUCAAAAAAAUCGUUAUAAGGCGAGAUGGAGAUCGUAAUGUUACUUAUUUUGAUUACUGUGGCACGACAUGUAACGUGAAUGACCAAAUAUUCAAAACUCAUGCAAUGGCUUGGUUUGGUCUCCAAUGGCCCGAAACAUCGAUAUUCAUAUACAAAUCGAAUAUCGGCAAAUUCUUCUUCCAAAGAGAAAUGAAAGGUGAAGACAUCGUAUCUGCCAAGUUGGCGGCCCUCUACUUCAUUACAUUUAUAAACAGCACCGAUGCCAUUGAUGACCUGCGAGAGUACGAGUCUAUAGUGGCCGAUUAUGUGGCUAAACAUAACGCGGACGAAAGCAAAGUGACUACUAUCACUCAGCAUAGUGCCCGUGGUAUGCAGAUGGAAGUGGCUAGAGGAAUGAAAUUUGUGUUUGGAAAACUAAUUGCUGGAAUUUUCCUUGCCGGACUUAUCAUCCUUCUGUGUUUCCUCGUUCUAAAUCGGAUUCAGGAGCGGUGUAAUGGCAGAGUAGUGUUACUCUCACUUGGAGCAACUUUUCUACCAGUUAUGGCCCUUACCACUGCUGCUGCGUUGUGCUCUUUAGUAGGAGCACACUUUAACACGAUGUGUGUAGCUGCACCAGCUUUAGUAUUCGCACUUGGUAUCGAUGGUAUGUUGAUUUUGUAUCACUCCUGGAUCACACAGCACAAAACUCACAAUGUUCAGGAGCACAUGGCGCAGGUGUUCCAAUCUGCAUUUCCAUCCAUAACAAUAGUCUCUUCUGCUGCUAUUGGGCUCAUAGCUGGGAGACUGAUUCCUAUCGAGGAGUUUGCAAUGCUUUCCUUCUUCUUGGGAGUCACAACCGUCCUUGUUUAUGUAUAUUUGGUCUGUUAUUUCCCAGCUCUGAUGUUAUGGUGUGCCAACGUUCACACUCACAGUCCACUUUCACAGGAACUCCCUACAUCACCUAAGGUGAUCAAGAGACCUUGGUUCGAUGGAUUUUUGGAGCAGUAUGCCAGAGGUCUAUCCAGCUCCCUAUGGAUGAAGAUCUUUGCAGUAUCAUUGUUCUGUUUAUGUCUUGCACUUCCCACUUAUUUGGGAUCGUCAAAGGUGAAUGCAAACCUCGACUAUCGGCAGCUUCUUCCACCCGACUCUCCAAAUAACAAAGGUGUUCAUUUCAUGAGCGAUGUUGUUUGGUAUGAGUUCUUCAACAUUAUGUACUUCAUCGAAAAACCUCCAAAUUUUGAUGAUCCAAGGUCAUACCAGAGGUUCAAGAGUAUGAUAUCGGAUUUCGAGUCACUGCCGGGUAGUAUUAAAAAAUCGGGUAUGAUGUGGAUCAACGACUAUGAACGCCAUACUGAUAUGAUCGGAAAUGAAACAGCACUCAACACAAGUCACUUCAAGGACUUUAUUACUCAUGAUAUCUACAAAGCAUGGAACUCUGGAGUCAAAUACCGCUUUGAAGGCAACACUACUGUCAUCACUGAGAUGAUGUACAUUGGCGCUUACGAAGGGCUUAAAACACUUUGGGACAAAGCUAGAUUAUUGUCUCAAUGUCGACAGGUUGUGUCCAAAUAUCCUGAAUUCGACGUGGUGCCGUUCGACACCGAAGUUGGGAUGGUCGAUGUGCUCCUGCAGAUUCCUUAUGUUACCUACUUUGUCCCGUUCCUAGUGCUCGCGGGAUCAACAGUUGUGACAAUGCUUCUCAUUAAAAAUCUCGCCGUAUCUAUACUUGUUCUCAUCUCUUACGCACUUAUUUACACGGAAUCCUAUUGUAUCUCGUCUCUGUUUGGGCUGGCACUGAAUCCAUUUUCUGCUUCUUUUCUCAUAUUUGUUGCUGGAGUGUCUCUAAAAUACUCUGCUCACAUGUGCUAUCAAUACCAACAGGGAUCGCAGUCGGAAACAUUGGCUGACGAUGUGCAAAGAUUGGUCUGGACAUUCAGACAAACGUUCCUUUCAGUGCUUAUGAGCAGCAUCGCUGGAUCAAUGGUGUUUCUGCCGAUGCUUCUCACAAAUGUACUGGUCUUCCGAUGGCUAGCUGUAAUCAACGUUAUAACCCUUCUCAUUGGUGCUGUUCAUGCUGUUCUGCUCACUCCACUGAUUCUCGUCUGGUUACCUUCCUCAGCUACAAGCUCGGCAUUCUUCUGCAAAUCUAACAGAAAGAGCGAUAAUGUUGAUAUGAAGAAUAUUAGCAGCUAGGAGCCACAAAACUUUUGCCAAACCUCAGAAAAUCAGGGUACUUUUUUAUCUUUCCAUGUCACGCCUUGCAAUGUUUAGCUGCCUCAUAUUCCUAAAGACGUGUAUGUCAUAUCCAUGCUUCAUGAAGUUCAGCUGAAUUUAUGAACUUUAUUAGAGAUAAAAGAUUUAAGGAGUUUUCAGCUACACACAUACCGUGGGCAUUUUUGUAUGGCACAUACUGCGC